Molecule: messenger RNA, 642 nt
Organism: Harmonia axyridis
Lineage: Eukaryota; Metazoa; Arthropoda; Insecta; Coleoptera; Coccinellidae
Gene: SmD3
Product: small nuclear ribonucleoprotein Sm D3
Exons: 2
Coding region: 126-530 (134 amino acids)
Biological process (GO): spliceosomal snRNP assembly; RNA processing
Cellular component (GO): SMN-Sm protein complex; U12-type spliceosomal complex; U1 snRNP
Molecular function (GO): RNA binding
Source: RefSeq, a predicted model, not a curated record
CUCUGUGCUUUUUUACAUAACCUCACAUAAUCUUUUGUAAGCGUUCCUAGCCGCUUUUCUAACGUUUCGAAAAAACUCAAAUAAUCUUAAUUUUUUCUCAACCUUGGCACAUUGAUUGAACUAAGAUGUCUAUCGGUGUACCACUGAAAGUUCUUCAUGAAGCUGAAGGCCAUAUUGUCACCUGUGAAACUAUUACAGGUGAAGUUUAUAGAGGCAAGUUAAUAGAAGCCGAAGACAAUAUGAACUGCCAAAUGUCCCAAAUAUCAGUAACUUACAGGGAUGGUAGAGUUUCCCAAUUGGAAAACGUUUACAUUAGAGGAUCCAAAAUAAGAUUCCUUAUACUACCGGAUAUGUUGAAAAAUGCCCCUAUGUUUAAGAAACAGACAAAGGCAGGCACUGCUGGUAGGGGAAAAAGUGCUAUACUGCGAGCUCAAGCUGCAAGAGGAAGGGGUCGGGGUAUACAGCCUCCUACAAGAGGGGGAAGAGGUGGCUGGCAGCCUCAGCAAGGUAAUAUGGGGAGAGGUAGAUAACUGCUAAAUUCACCACCAUUGUUUCAUUACUUAUAUUUAUAUUUAAGAUUUCUUACUGGAAAGUGUGAUGUAAUUGACAUAUUUGUGUAUGAAUAUAAACCUACAUUCUAUA